This is a messenger RNA of Magallana angulata, 11491 nucleotides long. RefSeq lists its product as uncharacterized. Bases 908 to 11083 code for a protein of 3391 amino acids. NCBI's taxonomy places the organism in Eukaryota, Metazoa, Mollusca, Bivalvia, Ostreida, Ostreidae. The transcript is spliced from 52 exons. The record is from RefSeq and is a predicted model, not a curated record. Gene Ontology annotation, molecular function: protein binding.
AUUUCAUUCAUUAUUUGCUAUAAUCAUGAUAUUAUUAUUUUUUUUUUUUUUUAAAUGUAUAUGCCCCCUGAGGGCCCUUGAUUGGUGAAUAAAUAAAUAAAUAAAUAUAACACAUAUAUAAUAAGUAUAUAGUUAUUAUAUUAAUCAGAGACAAUGUGGUGAAAUCAGAGACAUAAAUAACAUAGUUAUAAAUAGUUAUUUAUGUCUCUGGUGAAAUGGACAAUGUUAUGCUAAUACAUGUUAAAUAUGUAAAUGACCUCUGACCUUGGUCCACUGCCCACCCCAAUACCUUGAGUUCCAGAGUAGUCAGUCCAGUCCCGUCCGCCUACCAGGCACCAGAGAAGCCAGUACGAUGAUCACAAUUUCACUAUCUGAUUCAUAAGAAACGACACAUGCAGUUGGAUCUGCCCAUCAGAUAAUUAUUUUUAAGAAAUUUCUCUUCGCUCAUGCAUUUUCUUUUAAAAGCUCAUGCAGUGCUUGCUGGUGCUUCAUGCUGGUGAGCUACACUUGCUUUUAUUUCUCAAGUGGUCUAUUGAAUCCCAUUUGGGCAAGUGGACCCUAACUGUUGACUUGCAUGAUGUUCUACCAGUACAUGCCACAGCCUUUAAGACACCGCUCUCAUAGGGUCAAGCAAGGAAGUUUUCUUAUGCAAAGGACUUUUACUAAAAGUCCCCUGUGGAAGAGUUGGUCAUCCUCAGGAGUUAGGAGUGCGAUAGAGGAGGUAGAGUGGACCUUAAAGGAUAAACAGGACCCAACGAAAGGGUCAAAACGCUUUAUGGUAGGUCGUGGCUAGAAGCUUGCUACAUGCUACAAGCUAGCGUGGUGAGCUUAUCAACGGAUAUACCCCUCAUGUCACCAUUUUGAAAGCAGAUGAAGAUUCCAAGUUGGAGGGAUACAUGGCAGGACCAUGCGAUAUCUGUAUAGGCACGCAACACAAAAACACAACACAAAAGUAACUAUUACAAAAGAGAAGCUGUAUUGUUGUGAUGGAUAUAAUUACUAUGAUGACAAUAUCACAGCUUGCAAUCAUGCAAUUUGUAAUAAAAAGAUAAAUCCCACGGGAGCCUGCACCCUGUCCUACAAGGAUGACAAGGUUCUGAAGCGUGACGGCUCAGUGGAGCGGAACAGUGGAGGCUCAUGUUCCUCCCCGGAGAAUUGCACCAACUGCAAUGAUGGUUUCUAUGGAGAUGGGCCAUACUGCAAAAUCUGUCCCCCAAUUGAUCACUGUAAUCAUCGACGUUGCUCAUCCACGUUAGAUAAUAUAUGCAUCUUUUGUGAUGGAGAGGUUGCGGAGAAGGAAUACUACAGAGCCUACACCCCCAUCCCCAGUGGAAAAGCAAAAUGUGAACAGGCUUGUUCCUGGAGAUCAGACAGUACUAGGUGUUUCCCGGGGACAUGUACGAAUGGCCUGGCCUCUAAGUGUCAGUGUUCUCCAGGCUUCACUGGGCACCACUGUGAACAGAUUGUUACGGAGGCAUCAAUAAUGGGGAAUGAGUGCAAAUUAGAGGACUCAUCAGGCAGUAUCCUAGCAAACCCUGCAGAUCUGAAAGAAGCCCCACCACAGCCCAUCAGAUGGACCAACAAUGUUACCUGGGAGAGGGCUGUCACUAAAUGGGAUGCUCUAUUACAACUUCCUGCUGCACCCCCAGAUCUCACCGGUCUGGACCAUUACGUCACAGAUUACAGAUUUGGAAUCAAGUUUGCUACCACAAAGCUACGACAAGUCAGGGGGGGAUCCAAGAUAGCUGAGCUGAUACAUAACUGUGAGAAUGUAUCUGAGGCUGCCCCUCUAUCAACAGCCUUCUCUUGUAAGAGAACCUUUGAAGACCUGAAGAAAUCACUACAAGGCUUCAAACACGAUGAUCAGUUGUUUUUCUCCCUACAAGCAACCAUUGGUGGUUAUGUGAAGGUAAAGAACAGAGAGGCAGGAAACAAGAUAGAGUACCACCCGUUUGUAGGAAAUACAACAGAGAGGGAGUUUGAAUACCACUGGGAUUUGGCUCUCCCGUACCACAACCUAGAGCAAGGGAUAAAUGAUCCCCAGUUCCUUAGUGUUCCAGAUUUGACUGAAUCUCCAACAGUUGAUAUGACUUGGGGUGGCUGGGCCGAUGAUUUGUCGGGACUACAAAAGUACCAAUAUGAAGUUUUUGAACUUGGACAUGAUGGGAGUGAGUUAUAUGAACAAAAAACAGUCAAAAGUCCAACAAAUAUAUCACUCAAUGCCACACAGGCCUUUUUUGAAUUGCCUCAUCCUGGAAUGUUUGCUAUUCAUUUCUCGGCAUUUGACAAAGCAGGAAACUACAAGACAAGCCGCAAAGUUCUCCUCUAUGAUAACAUUUCUGAGGUUACCUUCAAACCUGGCAAGGUCACAAGAGUCAUAACUGCCUCCUCAGAAACCAAUUAUGAAUGGGUCACUAAAAAUGCCCAAUAUGUGGAUAUUUUGUGGAAAGACAGAUUUCUGAAUCAUCGUCAUGAAAUCAAUAGGUGGCUGAACAAAGUUAAACAAAAUAAGGCAGUGAAAUCCAGAUAUGAUGAUCACUAUGGAGAAAGACAAGUAGAUCUGAUUCCCAAUGUUCAUGCUUGCGUGGAUUUCAAAGUAGCGUACAAUGUCACGGAUACAUCUGGCAUUGUGGAUUCUCAAGACUUCACUUCAGUGAGUUCCAUCUCGGCCCAGGGGAACCAGCUUAACUUGCCGUGGUCGGACGGUAACAAGCUGGAUGUGACUGUGCGAGCUAUCGACAUCCUGGGAAAAUACCUGGAUGAAUCGGUCACAGUGUACAGAGAUGCUACUCCUCCUCUCAUUGAAGACCUAUGGCUGACUAGAGGCGAUAGAUUGAAUGUCAGUGUACAUAGAGUCGAGGACUUCGCAGAAAUGACGAUUGAGUGGAUUGCCUAUGAUUACCACAGUGGUCUGGACAGUAUUAACUGGAGGCUGUUUGAUAAUUUCACAGGAGUAGACAUCAUACACGGUCAUGAAGACAUCCCUGUCCAAGGAAUGGCAAAUGAUACUGCAGCAUGUGAAUCCAAAUAUGGCAGUUAUGCAAGAGGGGCUAACUGCUAUGAAACUCCAUUCUGGGGGGCUUACCAUAAAAAUUUUCAAAUAAACCCUGCAAUCAAAACAAAUGGAGGACUAAAGGUUGGAAAAGACAAAGGACUGCAUGAUUCUGAUUACUACUUACAAGUUACAACUACAAACAAAGCUAAACUGACUACAGUGUUGUCCAAAAAGAUAACAAUUGAUACAUCCCCUCCUCACACGGGUGUGGUACAAGAUGGUGUCCCAGGGACAGAUGAAGUCGACUACCAGCAGGGUAUGACCCUGAAUGCUCAUUGGGAGGGCUUCUUCGACAGGGAGAGUGGGGUUCUGUUUUAUCAAUAUGGUUAUGACACAAAGCCACUUAGUGCUUCAGUGUUUUCUCUUGAGGCUAGUGGAAAUGGUCAGAUUUUUGAGACCUAUUCCCUGCAUGCUACCCAUACAGUCACCACAGAGGGGCAGUACUACAUCUGUGUGGUGGCCUAUAACCGAGCUCUGGAGCCUUCAAAGCCCAUAUGUUCUGACGGGGUGACUGUCACCACCGCAGUGCCAUCUGUGAAGGAAGUGAACAUAGAGGGAGCCACUACAACUGGGGGAUUAGUGACUGACACCACAAAUUCCAACUACUGGAUUGUCACCAAUAAUAGAUUCCGACAGCUGAUUAAAGAUCCAACAUCCGAUUGCAUCACCAAAGCAACAGUUGUUGCUGACCUAGAUCUGUUGCCCGUUGAGCACAAGAAGGGCGACGCCUUUGUGACGGUCAAUGGGAGUGUGUUCUGUGCGAAUUCUACAGGCUCACCCCCCUCCCUCAGUCCCACGCUGUCCAAGUCUUCCAUGCUAUUUGUGAGUUGGUUACCAGUAGACAACCCUGGCAGUGUACACGACUAUGAAGUCGGUUUCUCAUCUACCCCUGGAAGUCCCGCCUCAGACAUCAUGGCCUUCAGAAGCACCAAACAACACCCACAUAUUCACAUUUUCCACACUGAUGUGCCUGAUGGAACAGAGUUCCACAUUGUAAUAAAGACCAUCAGCAAAGCUAAUGUUGAAGGAAUUCAGUCAAUUGGUCCUUGCUUCAUGGACACCACACCCCCAGAAUUCACUGGACCAAUCAGUGUUGCCCAUACAAAUGGAUUCCUUGUUGCAUCAUGGGAUGGUGGGGCUUUUGCAGAUGCCCAGGAACCGUACAAAUUAGAUCUGAAGUUUGCAAUAGGUCAUUCCCCUGGUCACACAGAUGUACAGAGCUACACCCCCCUACAGAGUGGUGGAUCCUGUGUGGUGGGGGAUCAUCCCACCUGUACAGCCAUCGCUAUUUCUGGCACGGAGUGGCGACUCCACGGCCAUCAGACGUAUUAUGUUACCAUCAAGGCAGAGAAUUCGGCAGGCCUGUCCACCUUCGCUGUGUCGGAGCCUUACAUUCAUGAUGUACAGCUGGCUUCUGAGGGACUCGUGUUUGACAUCGAGGCAACUACACUGAAUCAACUUGCCUUUCCUAACAUGGAGGAUGUGGAUUUUAUCACAAUAAAGGAUAGUCUCACAGCACACUGGGAGGGGUUCUCCCACCCCCAUCUGAAUGUGACCUACAAGUUCCAGGCAGGAACCACCCCCGGUGGUGCAGAUGUAGUGUCCCCUGUAGAGGUGGGGACACUGGACUCGUACUCUGCUGCGGGUCUUAGUUUGGAAACAUUCAAGACUUACUAUGUAACAGUAACAGCAGUGACCUUGGCAGGAAGUGUGACCUUGACCUCUGAUGGGGUCACAGUGGUACAGGAUGGAGCUGUGUUGUCAGGUAUCACUGUACAGGACGGGGAACCCUGCAACAUGACAGUUGAUGAUGGGACCCGUUUUAAACACCAUUUUGAGGACAACAGGAUGAGAUGUGGGGAUGACAUUGACUAUCAGGCCUCCACCAAUACACUGAAGGCUUACUGGGGGGUUCCUAGUGAUAUGGAUUAUUACACUCCAGAUACACACUUUGCUAUAGAAGAAAUGUCCCUUUCUGGAAUGUGGACCACAUUAAGGGAGUAUGAACAUAUUCGUGAUCACAGUGAAGCCAAAGUUACAGAUCUAGAUUUAAAGCCAGGGAGAAUGUAUAGAGUGGCUGUCAAACUCUGCGCCAUUACCACAUGUUAUGCUCCUCUGUACAGUGAUGGUGUGUUGGUAUUGGCCAACCCUCCCACCCAAGGGAAGAUAACUGUGGAACAUCAUAACACAACCCAGAGUGGAGGCUCUACAGAAAAGAUUGCGGUGAACAUGGAUAAGUUCUAUGACCCAGACAUUGUAGAUGAAGCAGAAAAGUAUGCUGUGAUAGAUAAAUAUGAGUGGGCCAUUACAGACAAUGCCCACAUUGGGAGAACUCACACAAUCUGGACGGAGGUUACAGGGGUCACAGAGACUCUGGCUGGGAAAGGGAUGCAAUUUGAUGUGGAACUGGAAGGGGAGUUUGACUUCUCCAAAUGCCGGCGGUUGGCUGUUUGUGGAUACAACAAGGCCAAGCUGUUUUCGUCAGUGUCUGUGGACAUCAAGGACUGUAAAGCAUUUGAUCCUAUUCUAAUCAAGCCUAAACAUGUACUGGAUGCUGUGGGCAAGCCAGAUGGAGACAGAGAUGGGUAUGGACUACCAGUUUAUCUGGAGAAGAAUGCUCGCUGGGAAGAACCAGACAAAGAUUACACGCCCAACAAGAACUACCUGUCAGCCGUGUGGCCACAGCUGAGAUACCGUGCCUACGUGGUGGCUGUACUGAACACCAGAAGCAUGGACUCCACCACCUACUAUCAACAGACCAACUCCUUGUCUCUGCCUGAUCCUUGUAGCCACCCAGACGCCAUUAAAUGUACCACAGUGGAAGGACACGAAUUUGUGAACUUCAAAUUUGAGCCUGGGGAGUUGAUCCAUGGUCAGAGAUACAAAAUCUGCAUCCACACAGAGUACACAGAGAUCAAGUUUGAGGAGUGGACACAAGUCUUACCUGAACUGAACACCUGUACUGAUGGAGUGGUGGUAGAUCUUACCUCCCCUACCCCAGGGAAGGUGUGGAUCGGCAAUGUUGAAGGGACAGGGUAUCAGACAUCCACAACAGAUAUGUACGUCAACUGGGAAACUUUUUUAGAUGUAGAGUCACUGACUGUCAUAUCACACUCUUCAGGCAUUCAGGACUAUCAACUUGGCAUAGGAACCGCUGUGGGAGGAAAUGAUGUGGUGGCUUUCCACAGUGUUGGGGUGGUGAACCAUGCGGUGCUACAUGGUCUAUUUCUACAAAGUGGACACACAUAUUAUGCCACGAUUAAAGCUAUGGAUUAUGCUGGGAGAAUGACCAUUGUAACCUCUGACCCAGUUGUCUUGGAUACAACUCCUCCAAAGAAGUCUGAUGACCCCAUUACAAUAUCAGGAAGACAUAUUGUCUCUAACUCCGAAAUAGAGGCUUGCUGGAAGAAGGUGUUUGUAGACCCAGAGAGCACUGUGGACUAUUACAUGUGGUCCAUUGGUUCACAGCCCGGGUAUGAUGAUAUCAUGGAGUUUACACGGGAAGAGACUGAGUGUGGAGAAAACAGCAAGCUCAAUCCACUAGAUCUGAAAGAGGGCCAUUCCUACUACAUUUCUGUCAAGGCAAUAAAUAAGGCAGGACUGAUGUCAUUAGCCACCUCCUGGGCCUACAUUGUUGACCUUUCACCUCCAAUAGCUGGCCAUAUCUAUGACGGGGUGCCAGGCUCUGAACUAGCAGAUAUUGAUUUCCAGACAGACAUGUCUGCCUUAUAUGUGUACUGGGAGGGAUUCCAUGACCCCCAUUCCCCCAUUAAAGAGUACUACAUCAGCGUUGGUACUUGUCCUUCUUGUGAUGAUGUCAUUGGUAGACAAGGUAUCGGGAUUGUCAGCUCCUUCAAGCUGGAUCAUGUCCACUUUGGUGUGGGACUGACCUAUUACACCUCACUGACCGCGUGUAACACUGCUGACUACUGCACCACUGUGAUGACUGAUGGAGUGAUGAUGGACAACAGUCCCCCCAGUGUGGGACUGGUGAUGGAUGGAACCAGGGAGCACGAUACAGAGUACCAGUCCAUCAGGACAUACUUUGGAGCCAAGUGGCACGGCUUUGUGGACCCCCAGUCUGGUCUUGACCACUAUGUCUGGUGGGCAGGGACCACUGUGGGAGGAGAUGAUAUCCUCUCCCCCCAGAAACUCCACCUGACCACCACUGCUGCUGUGUUCAACUUGUCCUCGGAACUGCCUGUUGGAAAGCGAGUCUAUGUUACUGUCAGGGCUUAUAACAAAGCUGGGUUGUAUACAGACUCCACUUCCAAUGGCUUCCUGAUUGACACAACUGCUCCCGUCAUAUCUAGUGGUCCUCAGUUUGCCUCGUCCUUCAGUCUCGUACCAGGUACACAGUUCUACAGGACACUGAUGAAGGUGGAAUGGUCAGUGAAUGAUGCUGAAUCACACAUUGAGAGACAGUAUCUCUCCAUUAAGUCUCACAUGGGUGGAGAGUUUGAUUUGGCAUCUACAAAGGUAAAUGGAAUAGCCAGGGAUUUCAUCUUGACUGGUUUGAAGUUACAUGAUGGUGUGACUUAUUAUGUUAACCUUAUCUCCUGUAAUGGUGCUCAGAUCUGCACUACUGCUACAACCAGUGGUAUUAUGGUAGAUACCACUCCACCAUCCAGAGGAAUGUUUGCGGUGAGAACAGACCACGCUGCCAACUUGAGCCGACACAGUGACGCCUGGAUGACGUGGGAGAAGACAGCCGUCAAUUUGGCCUGGUUAGGAUUCGUUGACCUUCACUCUCUGAUCUCCCACUACUACAUCAAUGUGGGCUCAACCUUCAUGGGCACUGACCUCAAUGAGGAGCCAGGUACACCUGCUCGAGUAGAAUACACAAAAUCUGGUGAGGAUAAGUAUGAUGAGGGGAUUGUACAGACAGCUAAGGUGAAGACCAGUAACUAUGAUGCCAACCAGAAGUUUGUAUACAUCACCAUGUGGGCAGUUAACAAGGUGGGGUUGGAAAGUGCCAUAAUUCACUUUCAGUUUGAGAAAAUUCCAGGUGGUGACCUGUCCUUGACCAGGCGAUGUGUGGCCUUCACCUGUGAAGGUCAUUGUGUGUGUGCACCGCAGGACAAAUUGUGUCAUCCCUCAGGAACCGCUUGUCAGAAUGUUUCAUCUAGUAAUCAGAACAACAUAUUACAAGUGUAUGAUGUAGCAGGAAGUGGGACAGAGGAUGUAGACUACACUCCAUCCAAUGUGGUGCUACAGGGACGCUGGGCUAUAGUCAACAACUUUGGAGAUGCUCCAGAUUGGUACCAGUGGAGUGUGGGGUACACUGAAAAACCCUCCCCAGAGGGUGUCUUUAAUCAGGCCACAGAGAGGAUCUGGCAUGAUGCGGGACAGAAUUUGAAGCAAAUCUACCAGACUGAACAAGGGGUUUACUUGAAGGAGACAGUCAAAUAUUCCUUUUUUGUAAAAGUUUGGUAUGAUGAAAACACCUUUGCAAUUUUUAAAUCCGAUGGUGUGACUAUUGCAACUCAGAGACCUUUUGUCACAAACAUAUUAGGCAGUGCUGUAAGAGAAAAAAUGUUAGGAAGCAGUUUUGUAGAUCAAGACUUCAUGAAAGGAGGCUAUCCCUUCAGUGUUGAAUGGAAGAACAAGUUUCUGGAUGCUGAGAAUGCAAUUAAGACAUUCCAUCUGUACAUCAGCACAUAUCCAGGAGGACAUGACAUCAUGGACAUUGGAGAGGACCUUCCAGGAACACAGACCUCAUUUGAUGUGAUGAGGUCCUCUGUCCUCCUGCCAGGAAUCACCUACUAUAGUAAUGUCCAGGCUUACGGAUUCUCGGAUAUCCAUCACACCAAGUCAUCCGACGGAUUCAAGCCAGACAAACACAAGCCUGUGGAGGGAAUAGUGUUUGAUGGAAUAGGCUUGCAUGACUGGGAGUUCCAGAAUAAGUCGGACAUAGUUGCGGCUCACUGGCACGGGUUUUCAGACAUUGGGUCGGGAGUCAGAGUCUACUACUGGUGUGUAGGAUCCACCCCUCAAGUCACAAGAAAGCAUGCUGACGUGGAGUGUGGACAUGUUGGGUGGGAGGCAGUAGGGCUACACACCUCAGUCUCCAGGACUCUGACCACUUCCCUCAACCACAGUAACACAUACUACAACAAGGUGUAUGCUGUGGACAAUGUUGGUUACAAGUCCACUGUGGUUGUCUCUGAUGGAGUCACUAUAGAUACUACUCCCCCGGAACCACAAUAUCUCUUCCACUCAGGUAGCAACAUUCUAAACAAUCCAUCUUUUGAGACAUCCCCUAAUGUGUUGCAGUCAGGUGAUGUGAAUGCCACCAACAUUUGUAAUGAGAGUGUGGACUAUCAGCCAAGCGGCUGGAAUUUGUCCAGUGGAGGGUGUGCUGCAGUGGUAUCUUCCAACAAGAAUUUGGCCAGGAAUGGGCGCUCCGUCUUGUUUGUCAGGGGUAGUGUGAGUCAGACUCUGAGUGGUCUUAUUGUUGGAGGGUUGUACCGAGUCAGUUUCUUCUCCAGUCACCUGUCCAUCAGCAGUUCUACACAGUCCAACAAGGAAGUCUUUGUUCAGGUAAACAACAAAAAGCAUGUGUUUCUGAUCUACACCAAGGCCUACAGAGGAGAUGGGGGACAGUCUACAGCCAGGGAGGAGAUUUCUUGGCACAAACACACCUUCUACUUUGUGGCCAGGGAAGGGACUGCCGUGUUUGAACUGGGAAGUGUGGAUGACAGGACUGGGAUCCAUGUGGAUAAUGUAGUGGUGGAGCAUGUGGAGAGGGAUCAGAACAAUGGAACAAGUGGAUUACAUGUACAGGCCCAUGUAGUGUACCUCCAUGAGUGGGGAUCAGUUCAUGGAUCCUGGAGCUUUAUUGAGGAUGUCAGUUCCAUCACAGAGUACCUGUGGGCUAUUGGAUACACCAGAGGAGGGACACAGUUGCAGAAUUUCCAGAGUGUAGGAUUGUCAAACUUUGCAUACAAUGCCAUGGUAUCCUUGACCCAUAAUUCCUACAUCUAUGUCACAGCUAUCGCCAAAAACUCUGCUGGUUUACAGGGCGUUUCCUACUCGGAUAAAAUUCUUGUGGAUCUAACUCCACCAAAUAUCGAAGAAGUUUUAGAUGGGGAUUUCUUAGGAGAGGAUCUGGAUUCGUGGAAGGAGAGCACAGUUUAUGUCAACUGGAAGGUCACUGAUGAUGAAUCCGGUUUGGAUUACUGUGAAUGGGCAAUAGGGUACCAGCCAAAAGGCACUGAAGUUCAGAGAUUUGAGAGAAUUACUACUAGUGAUGGAAGAGCAUAUAAAGACUUUGAUGCCAGCGUUCUCCAGGGGAAAACGGUGUACUCCACUUUACAGUGUCAGAACAAGGCUGGACUGAUCUCUAGUUCAUCGUCUGAUGGUGUGAUCAUUUAUGACCAGCCCCCCUCCAUGGCCUCGGCUGUCAUCAGGACCCUACCCCUGUCACUGACCGAGUACCCAGCCCUUGAUUAUUAUCAGAGCGUGACCAACAACCUGAAGAUUGUGUGGAGCGGGGUGGAAGACAAAAUUGGUGUGCAGCAGUACAAGCUUUCCAUCAGCAGCAACCAGUACAGUCUGGAUGGAGAAGGGCUGACAUUUUCUGAUGCCCAGGAGAUCCUGUUUGCCAACAUAGGGAAUGUGGAGCUAGGACAAGGGCAGAUAAAUGUGACCCUACAGGCGAUUAACAAACUACUGGAGCGUAGCUUGCCUCUACACUUUAACCUUACUGUGGAGUCUGGCAACCCUGUCAAAGAUGCUUCUAAGGAAUUGUCCAUGACAUGGAGAGGCAGCGACAAGGAAUUUGAUGUCUCAUGGGACAGUAUUUUUAGUUCCCAGCAUCCUCUGCGGUUUGAGGUAUCUGCAGGAACAGCUCAGGGAGGAAGUGAUAUCGUCCAAUGGCAGGAGACACUGUCUACACGGGUUACAUUCCGUCUACCUGACUCAAUCACCAGUAUGUCUCGCCUAAAGGCGUACAUGAUUGUCCGAGCCAUCGCAGCAGGUGGAGGUUAUACCGAUAUUACGGGGAUCAUCAUCCUUCCAGCUUGAGAUCGAACGUCAGAUGGAUGAUGUCAUCAAGAUGUUAGGUCAAAAUUCCCACUGAAGAUUUCUUUCAGGAAGAUGUAGUUAUUCAACCUUUCAAUGAAAGUAUUUUCUGUUAUGUUUUAUUUAGCUAACAAGUAUUGUUCUAACUUUAUUGAUUUAUAUUUUAUACUAUACUGUGGUGAUUUUAUACAAAGGUUUAUCCCCCCCCCCCCUUUGUUGUUAUUUCUUUGAAUCAGUUCUUCCGUCCAAUAUUUUUUAAUGAAUAAAAUGUCACAAGAACUUUGCAUCAAAUUUAGUUCUUGAAUUAUCAAUAUGUAUAGAAAUUUAACCACACUCUCCAGUAUUUGAUAUCCUAUGCAAUCUGUGAUAUUUUUAUGUAGUUUGAAUACAAUAAACUUUUAUAGACUUUUA